GAUGGUAAUGUCGAGUGAGAUCGCAAGAUCAGAGUGCUUGCGCAAUUUGUUGUGCAUUUCGAUAAAGUGAUCCGAGGUCGAAACGUAAAGAAUAAAGAUACACGCUACGCGAUAUUGUUCAGAUAAAAUUGCUUCAAUUGCUAUAAAGGACUAGUCAUUCGCAGUGACCGCUACAACAUGGAUGUGCCUAUGUUUUCUGAAAAAGUCGCUCUACAACUGAAAUUGUUUGCUCAACAAUGCAUAGAUGAGCCAUCGAUUUUACAUGAUCCAAAAUUGUCUUUUAUCAAGGAACUGAUUGAACAUUUUGGUGGCAAAGUACCAGAAGCUAAAGCCAAUGGUUCACAAUCAGACACAAAAAGUGAAUUUCAAAGCAAACCUGAAGAAGAACCACAGCCUAAAUCCGAACCUGAAAGCGAAGAGAGCGACUUGGAGCUCGAUAUGACUGGUGUAAUUGAACCAGAUGAAGAUUCUCCUCAGAAAAUGGGAAAUCUGACCUUACAACCCACAGAAGAGGAAAUCGCAGAAUCACAGGCAAAAAGAUCCGAAGCAGUCUCUGCAUUUGUGGAGAAAGAUUACGAAAAAGCUAUACAGCUUUACACGGAAGCUAUUGUACUGAAUCCACAGUCUGCCUUGCUAUACGCUAAACGCGGUCAAGUCUUUCUGCUGUUAAAUAAACCGAAUGCCUGUAUCCGUGAUUGCGAUCGUGCUCUAGAAUUAAACCCAGACAGUGCGGCAGCUCACAAAUUUAGAGGAAGAGCCCAUCAUCUGCUUGGCAAGUUCGAAGAGGCGGCAACCGAUCUGCGACUGGCUUGUAAGUUUGAUUUCGACGAGCAGGCGGAUGAAUGGCUGCGUGAGACUACACCAAAUGCACGAAAGAUAGAAGAGCACAAGAGGAAGAAGGAACGGAAGGCGCAGGAAAAAUUGGAGCGCGAGAGACAGGAAAGAUUGCAAAAAGUGCGAGAGGCCGCCAAAGCUCGCGAGGAAAAUACGCGAACCUCACAAACGGACGCGGGCAAUGAGUCUCCCGGCACGGGAGAUUUCCAACAAUUCCUCAAAGAUCCCGAUGUACUUCAAGCCUUUCAGGAUCCGGAAGUAGCCGAGGCCUUCAGGGACAUCUCCACGAAUCCGAUGAAUGUCCUGAAAUACCAGAACAAUCCCAAGAUAAUGGCGCUUAUCAAUAAAAUGGCCUCGAAAUUUGGCGGCGCCGCCAUGCCAGGCGGCGGAAUGAAUUUCCCGGGCGCUGGGAUGAAUUUCCCAGGCGGCAUGCCCGGUUUUCCCGGUGCCGGAGCAGGAUAUCCCAAUCCACCAAAACCAGCUCCUGAGGACGACGUUGGCCUCGACUAAUCGCGAUCGCAUCUUGAUCGAUUGACUCAUUAAAGGCUGAUUUACUCUUAGCUUUUUUUAACGUUGUUCGUUGAAUAUUACUUAAAAAAAAACUUCUCACGUAAUUGAAAAGAAUUUAAACGAUCGAUCGAAUUAAUUCCGUAAGAAUAAUUCCGUGCGUCGGCAACUCAAUUCUGCAUUUACUUCUUGCUGUUGUUUUUCUACGUAAUUUUCAGCCUGAUUUUAGACAAUCUGCAAUGUCUAAUUUAAACGUUUCGUUGUUCGCCAUUUGUUCUUCACUCUUGCAUAAUUUACUUGUAAUUAGAGUAAACAUUUCACAUCUUAGAAUUAACAUGGUUACUUUAGAAUUUACAUUGAUAAGAUAAAACGGCCGCCUUUAAUGGGUUAAAAAGCGCUAUUGUUUGUUUAUAUCUCUCGCUCUAUAUAUAAAAGGAUGUACAGGGUGGGGCAUUUUAAUCGCCCCAGGCGGAUAUCUCGGAAACUAAGAGAGAUAAAAGAAAGUUUUAUGUAAAAGUUGUAGGGUUUAAAAAGAUCUAUUUACUGAUCUUAUCAGUUUGACCUGACCUUGGCGACGCCAUCCAAGGUCGAACCGAUUAGAUCAGUAAAUAGAUUUUUUUAAAUCCUACAACUUUUACAUAAAACUUUUUUCUUAUCUCUCUUGGUUUUCGAAAUAUCCGCCUGGGGCGAUUAAAAUGUCCCACCCUGUAUAUAUAUAAAGCCUGAUAUAUACAAAUAGCAUGUAUCAGUGAUAUGUCUAUAUCUCCGAAGAAAGAACUUUUAUUGUGAAUCAAUAUAGUUUGUUAUACAUUACAGAGCGCUCUUCGUUUUCUAAGAAGACGAAUUUCGUGUGUGUGCGUUGUAUUUUAUUACCUAAUCCCCCCCAUUGAUCGUACUUUAUCAUUAUCAACGAUUUUUCUCAAACGGAUACAGUUUUCGAAAUAAUGCUGUAAGCAAUUAAAUAUAUUCGACUCGUAAAAUCGAUAUAAGAUAAGUAAGUAUUCUUUUUUCUUCAAUUAAUUACAUUUAAUCGCCGAUAUUUUGUUUUUAAUCAUUAUUUUGUGUCUUACAUGUCAGUGCCAUAAUUAACAAUCUGGAUAUUGUGUGUGUAGAUGCAUUAAUUUUGGAGAUAAAAUAAAUUACAUCGAAGAAGUGAUUUAAAAGGUUUAAAAUUGAUUAAAGUCGACAUUAAAUUUAUCGCUAUUAUAAACAAUAAUUAAUUCGCAAUUUAACGAGAGAGAGUCAGAUCGGCACUGUCUUGCUUGUUUUCGUUAAGUAAUUCGUCCACGAGAUACAAUAUAAUUCUACAUUGAUAAGAUAAAGCAUGGGACACGAACUGCUUCGUGCGCGAGAUAGAUUAUAAACUGCCACGUUGAGUACUUAUAAAGUAUUCAAAUAAUGCCACUUAACAUUCUACAAAAGAGUUCAACAGUAAAACCCCAUUUGUCAGAAUUACUUUUAAGCAAAAUCUCUAUGAAAUGAUAAUUGUCUGAAGAUCUCACGCAAUAUACAAUUAUUAUCGAAGAUGAAUUCUUCAUUUACACAGUCGCAAUUAAUCAAAACGAAUAUAGUCAUUUCGUUUGUGAGCAAGUAAUCUUAAGGAUGUAGCUUUUAAGAUUCCGGAGUUUAUAUCCGGCAUAUUAUUCAAUUAACGAACCGUUUACGUAUUCAUUAAAAUCGGUAAAAUUUACAUAAACGAACGAUCGAAGAAAUUAAUUAAUAUCAUGUAGAGAGUUAAUUUUUCUUUCUACACGAUAUUAGUGAUAUCUAUUAAUAGAUCGAAAUAAGACUAUUUCAAUUUAUGCGUAUCUAAUUCUGAUUAUAUACUAACAUGCUAUUCUGUUAUUUGAAAAAUAUAUAAAAAUUGAGGAAUAGAAAAAUGCGAUGAAAAAAAAAGAAAGGGAACACUUUUAAGGGAUUUAGCUUCUUAGACGAUCCGAUAAGCGGAGUUGUAUCUCCAGAUUAUUCCAAUAAACGGAGUUCCACUGAGAAUUCUGUUUCGUGUGUUAUCCUGUCAGAUCCAUAUAUAAAAUGUUUGCAAUAAAUAUGUACAAAAAUAUA
Messenger RNA from Linepithema humile (Argentine ant), 3402 nucleotides. The record is from RefSeq and is a predicted model, not a curated record. Lineage: Eukaryota; Metazoa; Arthropoda; Insecta; Hymenoptera; Formicidae.